CGGUAAUCUUCUGCAUAUUCCCGUAAUUAUCAUUCCCUCUUUUGAGGCCUCAACAAAAGUAAUCGAUAAGAUCAGUUACGGCACGUUUCGGUAGCCGUUAAAUAGUUCCCACCAACGCGAUCAUCCCUUCCCCUUGGUGACAGCAUGCGUUUUCCCUGGCUAGUUCUGGCUUCAUGGCUCUCCGGCGCGGUUGCAGGGCGUGGAGCAGCUCAGAGGGAUGCACCCUACGAUGUCGUGGGUGUCUCCUGCGGGCAAGACGAAGUCGUCAGCUGCAUGCUCGUCCAGUGCACUGCAGGCAGCUUCUGUCCGGCUGAGCAGUUCUGCUACGACCCGAAAUGCGUUUGCCGUCGGGGGUAUCGGCGAGUGCGAGGAGCAUGUCUGCCCAAGCACACGACCCGUCACCUGGACAGCGAUACCCUCAGCUCGGCCUUGCUGCAAACACAUUUCUGAGGGAAUUUCCACUUUUAACUUUUGAUUUUACAUUAUAUUUGCAUUAAGGCUAAGGAAAAUUAACAGAAAUUAACAGAAAA
Drosophila obscura is the source of this 530-nucleotide messenger RNA. RefSeq lists its product as uncharacterized. The coding region runs from base 145 to 450 and encodes 101 amino acids. NCBI's taxonomy places the organism in Eukaryota, Metazoa, Arthropoda, Insecta, Diptera, Drosophilidae. The transcript is spliced from 2 exons. The record is from RefSeq and is a predicted model, not a curated record.